Messenger RNA from Mucor velutinosus, 1329 nucleotides. RefSeq lists its product as uncharacterized. Gene Ontology annotation, molecular function: 4 iron, 4 sulfur cluster binding; coproporphyrinogen oxidase activity. Lineage: Eukaryota; Fungi; Mucoromycota; Mucoromycetes; Mucorales; Mucoraceae. The record is from RefSeq and is a predicted model, not a curated record. Gene Ontology annotation, biological process: porphyrin-containing compound biosynthetic process. The transcript is spliced from 11 exons. Gene Ontology annotation, cellular component: cytoplasm; mitochondrion. Bases 1 to 1329 code for a protein of 442 amino acids.
AUGAUCGGCCAACAAGCAAGAUUGAUGUUUCAAAAAAGAGCUUACAGCAACACAUCGUGCUCAAAGCCGUCGUUCUCGGUGUACAUCCACUGGCCAUACUGCGAGAGUAAAUGCACCUACUGCAAUUUCAACAAAUACGUCAAUCCAAAAAAUCCACCACAUGAUAGACUUGUAAAAGCCAUGAUCACAGAAUUAGAGUACUUUCUGAAUGAUCCAAGAUAUGGUCUGAAGGAUCGGAAAGUGCAUUCAGUGUAUUUCGGUGGUGGCACUCCGAGUUUGGCAAAGCCAUCAGCCAUCCAUGCCAUUUUAGAGACCAUUCGUAACCAGGUUGGAUUAUCUGAAGGUACAGAAAUCAGCAUGGAGGCAAAUCCCACGUCGAUGGAGCAAUCAAAGCUGGAGCAAUUUAGACAAGCAGGAGUCAACCGACUAUCAUUGGGCAUCCAAUCACUCAAUACGCAAGAUCUCAAAAUGCUGGGCAGAGACCAUACAAGAGGGGAGGCUCUAGAAGCACUGUCUAUGGCCAAAGACAUAUUCCAUAAAGAGAGUGUUACGUUUGAUUUGAUCUAUGCCAGGCCAGGACAAACUACCAAAGAUUGGGAAAGAGAACUUCAGCAAGCGCUUGAUAUAGCAGGCGAUCAUCUAUCCAUGUAUCAGCUUACCGUAGAAAGAAGUACACCUCUUCACAAGCAAUCAUUAAAAGGGCUAUUACCAUCCAUUCCUGAUCCCGAUACGGCAGCUGACAUGUAUGAGGCUACAGUGAGAAUCGCUGCAGACUAUGGCUACCAUCACUAUGAAGUAUCCAGCUACGCCAAAGAUCAGCAAGCUAUCAGCCGACAUAACUUUUCUUAUUGGCAAGGUAUGGACUUUUUAGGCAUUGGGCCUGGCGCACACGGUAGAUUGACAGACAUUCGCAAGAAUCAGCGAGCUCGCACAUUUGGCGAAUUUCACCCUGAUAAAUACAUGGCACUCUGUGAAACGGAAGGCGAAGGAAUUCGGAAGAUACAGCCUAUUUCGGUGCAUGAUAUGGCAGAGGAACUGAUUGUGUUUGGUAUGCGCACUCGGAUGGGCAUUCCUAGAUCAAGAUUUUCUAAAAUGACAAGCGGUGGGAUGCUGGAUCAAGCCAUAGACACGGAAGCACUCAAAUUAUUUACGGAAGCAAAUCUGCUCAUUCAAGAAGAUGCCAUGACGGAUGAUUUGCGCUAUUUCAUACCAAAGGAAUUGCUGCAUGAAUGGGAACAGGGAGGAGGCAUCCGGCCUACAGAAGCAGGCUUGGAAAGAAUAGACUACAUUCUGCCUAGACUGCUCAAAGUCAAAUCUAUUAAAGACUGA